Messenger RNA from Scleropages formosus (Asian bonytongue), 582 nucleotides. RefSeq names its product ADP-ribosylation factor-like protein 6. The coding region runs from base 1 to 582 and encodes 193 amino acids. The record is from RefSeq and is a predicted model, not a curated record. Lineage: Eukaryota; Metazoa; Chordata; Actinopteri; Osteoglossiformes; Osteoglossidae. Gene Ontology annotation, molecular function: GTPase activity; GTP binding. The transcript has 8 exons.
AUGGGACUUUUCGACAAGCUCUCAUUAUGGCUGGGAUUAAAGAAGAAGGAGGUGAACGUGCUUUGUCUCGGGCUGGACAACAGCGGAAAGACUACUAUCAUCAAUCAGCUCAAACCAUCCGACUCUCAGGCACAGGACGUCGUCCCAACCAUUGGCUUCAGCAUAGAGAAAUUUAAGACUACAAGUCUAUCCUUCACAGUCUUUGACAUGUCUGGCCAAGGAAGAUACAGGAAUCUCUGGGAACAUUACUAUAAGGAAGGUCAAGCCAUCAUAUUUGUCAUUGACAGUGGAGACCAGCUAAGGAUGGUUGUGGCCAAAGAAGAACUUGAUACACUUCUGAAUCAUUCAGAUAUCAUGCACAGACGAAUCCCUAUUCUGUUCUUUGCGAAUAAGAUGGACCUACGAGAUGCUGUCUCCGCCGUUAAGGUCUCCCAGCUACUUUGUCUGGAAAGCAUCAGAGACAAACCAUGGCACAUCUGUGCAAGCAAUGCUGUGAAAGGGGAAGGCUUGCAAGAAGGAGUAGACUGGCUGCAAGAACAAAUUGCACAAUCAGAUCAGAGCAACAAAAACGUGACUAGUUAG